Messenger RNA from Etheostoma cragini (Arkansas darter), 1419 nucleotides. It is a transcript of the gene bcs1l, whose product is annotated as mitochondrial chaperone BCS1. Gene Ontology annotation, molecular function: ATP binding; ATP hydrolysis activity. Lineage: Eukaryota; Metazoa; Chordata; Actinopteri; Perciformes; Percidae. The record is from RefSeq and is a predicted model, not a curated record. Gene Ontology annotation, cellular component: mitochondrial inner membrane. The transcript has 7 exons. The coding region runs from base 1 to 1260 and encodes 419 amino acids. Gene Ontology annotation, biological process: mitochondrial respiratory chain complex III assembly; protein insertion into mitochondrial inner membrane from matrix.
AUGCCCCUGUCCGACUUUCUGGACGGCCUGAAGGACAACCCGUACUUUGGGGCCGGCUUUGGACUGGUUGGGCUUGGGACUGCGUUGGCCGUGGCCAGGAAAGGUGCCCAGGUGGGAAUGAUCUUCUUCCGCAGGAACUAUAUGAUCACCCUGGAAGUCCCCAGCAGGGACAAGAGCUACCACUGGCUGCUGAGCUGGAUCACCAAACACGCCAAGCACACCCAGCACCUGAGUGUGGAGACCUCCUACCUGGCUCAUGAGAGUGGACGGGUCCAGACACAGUUUGACUUCCACCCGAGCCCUGGGAACCACAUCAUCUGGUACGGGAGGCGGUGGAUCAGGGUGGAGAGGACCAGAGAGAAGCAGAUGGUGGAUCUGCACACUGGAACCCCGUGGGAGUCUGUCACCUUCACUGCUUUAGGCAGAAACAGGCAGAUUUUCUUUAAUAUCUUACAAGAAGCCAGAGAAUUGGCCCUAAAGCAGGAAGAGGGACGGACAGUGAUGUACACAGCCAUGGGUGCCGAGUGGAGGCCCUUUGGGUUCCCACGGCGACGCAGACCUCUCAGCUCUGUGGUCCUGGAGGGGGGCGUGGCCGAAAGGAUCGUAGAUGAUGUGAAGGAGUUCAUAGGAAACCCCAAGUGGUACACAGACAGAGGCAUCCCCUACAGAAGAGGAUACCUGCUGUACGGCCCCCCAGGGUGUGGAAAAAGCAGCUUUAUCACGGCGCUGGCAGGCGAGCUGGGCUACAGCAUCUGUCUGAUGAGUCUGAGUGACCGCAGCCUUUCAGAUGACCGUCUGAACCACCUCCUGAGCGUGGCGCCGCAGCAAAGCAUCAUACUGCUGGAGGAUGUGGACGCAGCCUUUGUCAGCCGAGACCUGAUUCCCGCAGAGAACCCUCAGGCCUACCAGGGAAUGGGCAGACUGACCUUCAGCGGCCUGCUUAAUUCUCUGGAUGGAGUGGCUUCAUCUGAGGCCAGAAUAGUUUUUAUGACCACCAACUUCAUUGACAGGUUGGACGCAGCACUGGUCCGGCCCGGCCGUGUGGACCUGAAGCAGUACAUUGGGAACUGCACGCACUGGCAGCUCACGCAGAUGUUCCGGCGGUUCUACCCAGACGAGCCCGCCUCUGAGGGAGAGCGCUUCGCCGAGCGUGCGCUGGCCGUCCACUCUGAGAUCAGCGCUGCCCAGGUGCAAGGACACUUUCUGCUGCACAAGAUGGACCCCGCAGGAUCUAUAGCCAAUGUUGCCCAAUUAGUAUAACGACAGGACUGCUAGGUGGUUUGGAGACUGAUUACUUAAUAAAGAGAAUAUGUUUUAACAUUUCCAGUUGGAGUUACGGUAUUAGAAGGAAACAUGUGCGUUGAUGCCAUGGACUGUAUGCAGUUUAUGAUUGAUACCAAGUAAAUACACAUAAAAAAA